AUGAGUCUGAAGUACAAGGACAACAAGCUGACCCCAAUGGAGAGCGUCAAGAGGACAAAAUCAAACUAUAAGGCCAUAAUGACCUCCCUGAAGAGGGCCAUCUGUAUCUCCACUUUACAGAUGGACUGGAAAGCUUGUAUUGAACAUUUUAAGAUGAAAAAUUCAUCCAUCGUGUCUUCGAUUGUAUUGGAAGCUUUUUACAGAAUGGAGGACCUUAAAUACCUUUACUUUGUGACAUUUCUUGUGUUAUACAUGCUUCUACUCUUUGCUAACGCCAUUGUGAUUUUUGUCAUAAUUAUCAACAAAGUUCUUCAUAAUCCUAUGAAUUACUUUCUAUGUAACUUGGCUGUAAAUGGCAUCUACGGGGGCACAGCUUUGCUUCCCCCCUUGCUGGGUACUUUAAUGUCUCCUUCUCAUGAGGUAUCUUUGGCAUGUUGUAAGGCUCAGAUCUACUUCCUGCACACAUAUGCUAUCAUAGAGUUCACCAUCCUGUCAGUGAUGUGCUACGAUCGCUAUGUGGCCAUCUGCUACCCGCUGCAGUAUCACAGUAUUAUGACGAUCACAAAAGUGUAUAAACUGAUUGCCUUCUCAUGGGGGUAUCCUUUAGUGAUAUUUGCUGUGUUUUUUAUCAUGACUCUGCGCUUAACAAUCUGUCAAAAUCGCCUCGGGAGGGUUUACUGCCUCAACUUUUAUCUGGUCAAAAUGUCUUGUGGGAACACAUAUAUUGAGAGCAUUAUGGGAUUGCUUUUUCUUGUUGUAUACUCUUUUCCUCAGCUUGCAAUGACUUUCUAUUCAUAUGGACAUAUUCUGAAAAUAUGCUUUACUGCCACUAAAGAGUCUAAAAUAAAAGCACUGAAGACCUGCACUCCACACUUAUUUGCAAUACUGAACUAUAGUGUGGGAUGUUUUUUUGAAAUUGUACAAAGUCGUUUUGACACAAGUUAUCUUUCCUUUGAAACGCAAAUGUUUAUGUCUCUUUAUUUCUUGAUAUUUCCUCCCAUUCUAAAUCCAGCUAUCUAUGGGAUGAGUGUUAAAACAUUAAGAGCCAAUAUUUUUAAACUGGUUUGCUCUAAAAAAAUAAAAAAGGUUAUUGUUUUUAAAGUAGGAUCUUUGGAACACAAGUGAGAGUGUAACAAAGGCAAUACUGUUCUCAGUAUGAGAAGCAAGCAGCUGAAGUCUAAUCUGUGAAGUGGAAACACAACUAAAUGA
Molecule: messenger RNA, 1209 nt
Organism: Cyprinus carpio (common carp)
Lineage: Eukaryota; Metazoa; Chordata; Actinopteri; Cypriniformes; Cyprinidae
Product: olfactory receptor 142-like
Exons: 3
Coding region: 1-1125 (374 amino acids)
Source: RefSeq, a predicted model, not a curated record